Dothidotthia symphoricarpi CBS 119687 is the source of this 1329-nucleotide messenger RNA. RefSeq names its product isoflavone reductase family protein-like protein CipA. NCBI's taxonomy places the organism in Eukaryota, Fungi, Ascomycota, Dothideomycetes, Pleosporales, Dothidotthiaceae. The record is from RefSeq and is a predicted model, not a curated record. The coding region runs from base 246 to 1136 and encodes 296 amino acids. Gene Ontology annotation, molecular function: oxidoreductase activity. The transcript has 2 exons.
AGGCUUAAGUCCGAGUGGAUAUGUCCGCCAUAUUCACUCGGACCAGAUCGCUCCGAUUUUACUACUGCGACCAUGGGUCUUGAGUAUGGCAUCACAUCACGUCUUGCAUAAGCUUGCAUGGUACGCGGUAUAAUAGAUUCUUGAAAUCCAUCUUCAAUCGCAACCUCAAGCAGCUCAACACAUCAUCCUCUACAUCAUACUAGCCUGUUACAUCCUUCCAAGUCAACCCGUCAACAUUAUUCACUAUGUCUUAUAAAAACGUCAUCAUUGUAGGGGCCGGCGGCAACCUCGGCACAUCACUUCUCGACACAUUCCUCAAGCACUCCUCCUUCGAAACCAGUGUCCUUUCUCGUGAAGGCUCAACAUCCACCUUCCCCGCGGGCGUUAAAGUCCUCCAGGCAGACUACGACUCACUCUCGAGCCUGAAGAACGCAUUCCAAGGCCAAGAUGCCGUCAUAUCCCUAGUCGCCGGCUCCGCAAUUGCAACGCAGCCCAAACUCAUCGAUGCCGCCGUCGCAGCAGGCGUCAAGCACUUUAUCCCGUCCGAAUUUGGGAGCAAUACGGAUGACGAGCGUAUACUAAAAGUUGUGCCCAUCUUCCAGCCCAAGGUCGACGUACUCGAGUACCUGAAGACCAAGGAGAGCGAGAUCAGCUGGACGGCCAUCUCCACCGGUGGGUUCUUCGACUGGGGCCUCCAACAAGGCUUCUUCGGCCUGGAUGGUGCAAGCAAGACGGCCACGCUGUUCGAUGAGGGCAAGGCGCAGUUCUCAGCCACUAGCUUGUCGCAGAUCGGCCUUGCGACCAUCAAGGUCCUCGAGAAGCCCGAAGUAACUAAGAAUCAGUUCGUUCUCAUUGCUGGCCACACGACUUCGCAGAAUGAAAUUUUGGCUGUGGCGGAGAAGGUUACGGGGAAGAAGUGGACUGUCAAGAAUGUCAGUGCCAAAGAACAUGGGGCGGACGGGUUGGCGAAACUACAGAAAGGGGAUUUUUCUGGUAUCGGACUAUUGAUCCAGGCCGGUCUAUUUGGUGCCGAGGACAAUCUGGGUGACAAUUCACACUUUGGGCUGUGGAAUGAGAAGAUAGGGCUGGAGAAGGAGAAUUUCGAGGAAACGAUCAAGACAGCACUCUUGGGCUGAUAGAUGCUCCCUAUUCAAUCAUGCAUGAAGAAAUAGAUGGUACACUCAUUUCAGUCGUCGACUUAGUAUGAGACGAAACAGAAUGAAUUUUUUAACACAAAUUGAGGUCUUUCUCUAGGGGUGAUGUGCCGGUAUAUUCCUAGUACAUCUCUGCUUCUCUCCACGAAGACAUUCCGCUUACACUGGAGAAUCU